UUCUAGUUCUUCCAUUGCCUUUCUUAAUCUUGUUCUGAUUUCCUGGCCACAGUCUCUGUUCCUAUCAAUGUUUAAUACCAGGCUCAAUGCGUCGGCGACGAGGGACGUGGUGUGAAGCUGCCUCUGUGGGGGAAGAAGAUGGAGCUGCUUUCGGGGUCGUCGUCGUCGUGGGGCCUGAGGGGCGAAAGGGGCGCCCAGAUGGGGCUUCUCCUCCUCCUCCUUCUUCCUGGGGCGGCCUCCUCCUCCUCCUCUGAGGGGGAGAGAGGAGGGAUGUGAGGCCUGGCCUGGGCUCCUACUGCUGGGGAUGCUGCUGCUUCUGGUGCUGCUGGGCUAGGCCUCCCUGCCUGCCUCCUUGCCUCCCCGCCCGCCUCGACAUGAAGAAGACCCGGAGCACCACUCUCAGGCGAGCCUGGCCCAGCUCCGACUUCUCCGACCGGGCUUCGGACCGCAUGAGGUCCCGCAGCGAAAAGGACUACCGCCUCCACAAGCAUUUCCCCCCGGCUUUCCUCUCCCAGGCCUCCCGGGGGUACAUGACUUCAGGUGAUGUAUCACCCAUCAGUAUGUCUCCCAUCAGUCAGUCACAGUUUAUUCCACUUGGGGAAAUCCUUUGUUUGGCCAUCUCUGCAAUGAAUUCAGCACGAAAACAAGUCACACAAGAAGCUCUAAUGGAACAUCUUACAACCUGUUUUCCAGGUGUUCCAACUCCAAGUCCUGAAAUCCUUCGUCACACUUUAAAUAUGCUGGUACGAGAGAGGAAAAUAUACCCAACUCCAGAUGGCUACUUUAUUGUGACCCCACAGACUUAUUUUAUAACACCAUCCCUUAUACGAACUAACAGUAAGUGGUACCAUCUUGAUGAGAGGAUACCUGACAGGUCUCAGUGUACCUCUCCGCAGCAAGGAACUAUAACUCCUUCCACCUCGGGAUGUGUCAGAGACCGAACAUUACCCAAAAACCACUGCGACUCUUGCCAUUGUUGCAGAGAAGACAUGCAUAGCAUGCAUGCCUCGACUCUACAGAGGAAAUCGGCAAAAGACUGUAAGGACUCCUAUUGCCCCCCUUCUCUAUGCCAGGUGCCACCCACUGAAAAAAGUAAAAGUACUGUAAAUUUUUCUUACAAAACAGAGACACUUACAAAGCCUAAAGAUGCAGAAAAGCAGUCUAAAAAAUUUGGGCUAAAACUGUUUCGACUAAGUUUUAAAAAGGAUAAAACAAAACAGUUGGCAAAUUUUUCUGCCCAGUUUCCUCCUGAGGAAUGGCCUUUAAGGGAUGAAGAUACCCCUACCACUAUACCUAGGGAGGUAGAGAUGGAGAUAAUUAGGCGCAUAAACCCAGAUUUGACUGUAGAAAAUGUCAUGAGGCACACUGCACUAAUGAAGAAACUUGAAGAAGAAAAAGCUCAAAGAAGCAAGGCUGGAUCUUCAGUUCACCAUAGUGGGAGAAGCAAAAAGAGUAGAAGUCAUAGGAAGUCUCAUGGAAAAUCUCGGUCACACAGUAAAACUCGAGUCUCUAAAGGAGAUCCUUCAGAGGGUUCCCAUUUGGAUGUACCAGGUGAAAGAGAAUAUGAUUUCUAUGACCCUCUCACAAGGUCUCCACGGGAAGGCUGCUUCAUAAUAGAACACAAAAGGGACAAUUUUAUCAUGCACAGCAGUCCUAAUGUCCUUGAAUCUCACUUUCCCAUGACACCUGAAUGGGAUGUAUCUGGUGAACUAGCCAAAAGGAGAACUGAAAUGCCUUUUCCUGAACCUUCAAGGGGAAGCUCCCAUUCUAAGGUACAUCGAAGCCACAGCCAUACACAGGACCGAAGGUCAAGAAAUGAGAGGUCUAAUAAAGCCAAGGAGCGGUCUCGGUCAAUGGAUAACUCCAAAGGACCUCUGGGUGCUGCUUCUUUAGGAACACCUGAAGACAUAGCUGAAGCUUGCAGCCAAGAUGACCAAACAACCAGCCAAGCAUACAUUGAUGAUAGCACCUUAAGGCCUUCACAAUCUCUCAGUCAUCAAAGGGCUCUGAUGUCAUCUGCAAACUACAAAGAGAUUAUUAAACCUGAGAAAACUGGUAGCAACACAGAAACUCCCUCUCCUUGUAAUCUAUUGGAUCAAAGCAAGCCAGCAGAGAACUUACAACCCUACAGUGAUCUCAACUCCUGUACCACUAAAUCAGCCAUUGAUGAUUACUUUCAGUGUAACACUUCUAGUGAAACUGUACUUACUGCUCCUUCACCUUUAGGAAAAAAUAAAGAUGACCAUGACACAAUGACUUUGACAGAUAGUGUUAAAAAAGUGUCUCCCUCAGAAAGACAGUCACAGCACAUAACCAGGGAACCUGGAGUGCACAAAGAGGAGUCACCUAAAGGGCAAAGCAACAGCAGUGGACCAGUUGUUACUAGCCAAACCCCUGAAGUGAUUGCAAAUGGCCGACUGGUUCAGCACCACAACACAGAAUCCAGUGGCCUUGAUAAGAGGAAAGAAAUAUUUAGUAAAGACACACUUUUUAAGCCUCUCCACAGUACUCUGUCUGUUAACAGUUUUCACAAGCCUAGUGUGCCGCUAUUAAAACCUCAUCAAAAGAUAUCUUCUGACACAUUGCCAAGCAGAUGUGACAAAAUCGAACAAGCUAUGGUAACCUCAGUUACGCAAGUUAUACCUGUUUCCCAGAGACAGCAAGAGACAGCUGGAAACCAAGAAGCAUCAUUUGAUUAUUACAAUGUAUCUGAUGAUGAUGACUCUGAGGAAGGGACAAAUAAGAAUGCUGAAGAAGAGAAGAAUCGGGAUGAUGUGGGCACUAUGCAGUGGCUUCUUGAGCGAGAAAAAGAAAGAGACCUACAAAGGAAGUUUGAGAAGAAUCUCACUCUUCUCACUCCAAAAGAGACUGAAAAUAGCAACAACCAGAGAGCCACACAUUCAGCAAGACUGGACAGCAUGGAUAGCAGCAGCAUCACUGUUGACAGUGGGUUCAAUUCCCCACGUACUCGUGAGAGCUUAGCUUCCAACACUUCAAGCAUUGUGGAAAGCAACAGACGUCAGAAUCCAGCUCUCAGUCCUGCACAUGGUGGUGCAGGUCCAAUGUUCAGCUUCCGAGCAGCUGCUGACCCUCCAACAAGUGAAACUGAAAAACUGCAGAAACCUGCUAAUUGUCUGCAAGCGUCUGUUACAAGUGUUUGAUAGUGCUUCUUCCUCAGAUCUUCUGUCUCAUCCUAUACAGCAAAGUUUACGACACUGGGACCAAUGUUUACGUCUUUGGAAGGAAAAAGAACAGGCAUCUCAACCACACAGUUUUAUAUCUACUUAAACUGUGCUGCUACAUAGGCUAGGGGCAACAAAAAAAUCUUUAUUUCAAGGUAUUGCUUUUUCACAUUUUUCAGCUCUGUAGCAACAGAAUAGCAGUAGGGAUAAUAUGUACACUUUUGCUUCACUUAAUCGUAACUGAGCACAUAUAUGAAAGUCUAGACACUGUAAGUGUAAUCUGCAUUUUCAAUGUCAUGCAGUUGCCAACUUCAUUUUAAAAUGCCACAGAUAUGUGAUGCCCCCUACCACUGAUUAAACUAUUUGCCACAGAGUUGAUUCUUUUCCUUUAUAAACUGAGCCUUUGUUGAAAGUAAACAGCUAAGGGUCACCUUGUGGGGAAACAAUGCCAAACAAGACUAGGAAAGACCUCAGCUCUACCUGUGAAUUAUUUAUACAUCUGUCAUUUUCACUGUGAGUCUUCAUGACAUGAUUUUGCAAGAAUCCAUAGCAAAAGUAAGUCAAAAGAGGUCAUGUUUUAAAGAUAUGGGAAAAAGUGGGGAUAAUAGAUAUGUUAUCUAUUUUACUUUAUUUGAUUUGUUUAAGAAAUAUGAGAUGUUUAUCUAAAACUUAUUUCUUAAUUUCCCCUAGUUGCAAACAGGGAUGUAGGACUUUGAAUUGAGGGAGAGGAAAAAGAAAUCUAACUUUGAUUAAGGAACAUCACUGAGUGACAGAAGGAGUUAUACUAACAGGUUUUGUUAGUAAAAAUAAAGUUGGUGGUCACUUAAAUGCACCACUCCAGUUGUUACCCCCACAUUAUUAUUAAUAUCAAAAUAUUUUUUUCAAUAAAGAUAAAGAGAAAAGCUCUUUGUGAUACAAAUGAAAAAUAACAGCCUGAAGAGUUGAUUUCUUUCUAUGGAAGGACAAAUUAUAUUUCUAUUUUAUGUAGCUUUUAGAGUGCCUAAAUUAGGCUAUUGAAACUAGCAUACACUGUAGAAAACAGAUUUAGAGACAAAUAAACUUCAGGCCUUUUAUUGAAUUAUAUUUCUUUGUGGAUGAACAUUGUAUAGAAAUACUUAGUUUAAACACAAUCAUAUGAAUUGAAAUUAAAUGUAUCCAGAAGGAUCACUAAUAGAAAUUUCUCAUCUGAUCUGAAAGACUGAGAUGGUAAAACAGAUUCAUUGACAAUAUUAAAAUGACUAAAAGCUUUCUAGGUUUUUCAUCAGCAAAGGUUAGUUCAAUAAAAGACAUUUCUUUUGUGAGUCUCACAAAGUUGAAAGCCGAAGUUCUAUAUCCACAGGUUUAUUAUAUCUAAUGUGUAUGUCCUGAAAUGGCUAAUCCAAAGUAAUUUAUUAAUAAAAAGUAUUCUAGAUUAAUGUUUAGAGAGAGCCACAACGUCAAGAGUUAACCUGAAAAACAUAAAGGGCCAAAUUCUGCUGUCAGUUUUUUUAUGCAACCCCAUAUUGCAGAAAAUUUGUUUUCAGAAAGUCAUGAUGGUGGUACAAGUUGAAAUAUGAGAUGAUACUAUAAGAAUAAUCAGAAACAGUGUAAAUUGUUGUAUGCAUUGACAUUUACACUAUUUGUCUUCUGUUGAAAUCCAGGUGAUAUGAUCAAGCAUUCUAUUAAAGUAUUUUCAUCAGGUACUGGUGACAAUUUGUACAACCUGUUCAGGCUUCACUUGUGUUCUCUGUUGUCUUCUGAAGGUGCACUCUUAACUGAAACCAGUUUUAAACAGCUUUCAGGUGCUUAUGAAAUAGCUUUAUAAAUGCUGGGCAGAAUUGGUCUCACUUUACACUUGGGUAGAUUAUUGUAUCACAAAUGCAGUGGUUCUGGUGCAUAUGCAAGGACUCAGAUAUGAAUCCUAGAGUUCUGAACAAGCUGGAGCUGUUGUCUUCCCUUCAGUAUUGGGAAGUAUUCCACAUAUUCCAAUAUUCCAUUGUGCACACUGAGCAUUUUGAGCCCUAUGAAAAUUAGAGUUGCAACUCUUAUACCUAGAACAACCAGUAAAGAAUCUGGUCUCUAUGCUGUAAUUGUUUUGAGCACUAAGAUAGAGAUCAGUGCAUAUAACGGAGAUCAUUAUGCUGCUUGGUUGGUUAGUCAUUUGGCCACUUGCCUUUGAAUCUCUGUUGUAAAAAACCAGAAAUGCAUAGCCUGACCAAUCUUAUUGCUUACAUAUAGAACUCUGGGAAUAUUUAAUACUUGCAAACUCCAGAGUCAUUAGGUUUCAGAGAGGAAUUUGCUAUAAUAUUGCAGUAAUUGUGUGUUCAUUGGGUUUUUUCAUUGAGGCAUGCACUGAUAUUUACAGUAUGUAUCAGUCGACUAAAUAAAAUUGUUGAAGUGGCAUCUAAAUUUACAGUUAAAAGCAAAUAAAUAAAUUCAAAUGCAGUAUUAAAAUAUGGACUGGGGAAAUGCUGCCAUGUAUAUUUUUUUCCUUUGGAUAAUCUGAUACAUUAAAUUGAUUAAAUUAAAUUGAUGCAUCUGGCAGUUACGCACAAGUCAUCAUUCCAAUUUUAUACAAGAAAUUUCUUCAUCACCAUUUUAAAAUUCCCAAAGAGAAGCUUUUAAAAAAAAAAUUCUGUUAUGGCUGGCAUGACUGUUUGCCAAGAAUGAGCUUGAUAUUUUAUUGGCAUCAGUGUGACUCUCAGAACAUGUAAUAUAAAGAAAAAUUACAAAAAAGGAAAUAUUUUGCAUUCUUUUGAAAAGGAAUAUAAGGAAAGCCCAUUUUUGAGAUUAUAAAUAUAUUUACCCACAGGAGUGGAGCUUGACUGUUUUUGUCACAAUUACCCUGUGAUGAAAUCAUGAUAACCUUGUAUUAAUUACAUGGUUGAUCAUCUAUCAUUCUCCUUCUAAUGUAUCAACUGAAAGGUUUACAAACCAGAAUGCGUUGAAUCUCUAUGUUGUGUUCAACUUUAAAGGGUCAACACAAAUCUGUCGGCAUUUUGCACACUUGAUAUGUAUUAUUAUAAUACAACAUGUUACUUUUAUGGUAAAACUUUUUUUACGCAUAUAACUACCUCCAUGAAUUUGAUGAAAUGCAGCAACAUGUUUUUUAAAGGGUAUUAUUAAGAGCAACAUUUAAAACUUUAUGAAGAAAAAGGCCAUGAUGUUCUCUUGUGUGUCGGUGCUUGCGUAUGAAGUCAUUUUUCAUUGCCAUGAUUUCCUGUUACUGUAUUUAAUUGGCUUUUGGCUUUAGUAGUAUGAAGUUUUAUACAAAGUUGUAGAAUCUUUUAGAUAAGCAAAGGGGUUGGGGGGUCAGAAUUGCCCUUUGUCUUUUCAUUUCUACUGCAGUUUCUACCUGGUAGAAAGUCAAGUGUUGCUUGUAAUUUAGAAGCCUGUUAAUAUAUACGGUAUACGGAAUAUGAUUGGCAGUUGGGGCUUAGCAUAAGACACACCAGGCAUUUUUAUUGCCUCCAUUUAAACAUUUUGGGCCCUAUUCUGCUUUGGUUUUUGGCCACAUAUCAUGCCAGAGCUUAGCUAAAAUUGCUAGCAUUAUCUGUCUACAAAUGGGCCACUGAUGUGAUGCGCUCUCCAUUUUCUCGAUCUUAUGCAUCUUGGGGAUUGAACACUUUGAUGCCCAAUAUAUUUCCCCUGUACUGAAAUAAAUAGCAUGAGAUCCUGACAGUAGUGGUAACAAUGACAGAACCAUCGAAUAAGGUGUAGCACUGUUUUUCAUUUGGAUUUUUAAAAAGAGGAGUACAGUCAAGAAGCAUAUAAUGGGAAAGAUUAAGAAGACAGAGUGGCAGGUUCCCUUUCAGACUUGCAGUUUUUAUAGAUGUGGAAGAAAGAGUUUCAGGUUGUUCAGAUAAAUUCAUGGCAUCAUCUCUCAUAUAGGAAAAAUAAGCAGGGCUGAAGGACCAUAUAUACAAUAAGUAUUAUAAGAACUUUAUAAAUUGCUGAAAUAACAUUGGCUUUAUUAUACCUAGGGCUGUGAAUAUUUAGUGCCUGAAAAAUCUAAAAAAUACAGCAAAGUAAUCCAGACUGUGCACCAAAAAGAGUCAUCUUUAGUUAACUGAAUACAUUUUUCCAGCUUUCCUAGCCUUGGAAAAAGAGUAUGGUACAAGAAACUGGAAGCUGCCUAUAAGACCCUACCACUGAUAGUCCUAUGCAGAGCCAUUUUGAAAUCUUCAAAUUUUACUUAGUGCAUUUUUCCUUCUCUCUUUGCAGAGAUUCAGAAGGUGCUGACUCCUGUUGUGCCCGUUGCAGAUUCCACACUUGUGUUGUGCAGUCGUGGAUACAGAUAAUACUUGCAGCCCUAAAAAUAAUAAGAAAAUUAGUAUGAUAUAGAUACAAAAUUAAAAGCUGUUCUUCCCUUAAUAAAUCACCAGCAAUAGCCAUCAACGUGAAUAUGUUUUGGUAUAAAGAACAUUUAAUGACAGAUGGUAAUCUGUUUCACUAAUGUUGUGCCUUUUGCCAGUGGAUCUCAAGUACUUCAUAAAAUUAACUAGUGAAAAUAAACCCUAUUGGGACUUUUUAGAUUCACCAAACUGUCAGAUGCAGAGUUGCUCUGAUGCAACAAACUUAUUUAUUAGCUACAGCACUAUUUUCCAUUAAUAUUAGUUUAAUAAUAAAAGUAAGUUCAGUAUUAACACUUUAGAGUUCAUUUUUAAGCUAUUAAACAAGAAAAAAUAAUUUUGGAGCCUUGGACUCUCUUUUACAAGAAUACCAGCAUGUUUCACUUCAGCAGUAUAACCAUUCCUGCUCAUGGGGGAAAAUGCUAUAAGAUGAAUAGACUUGAAUCUAUUUUUAAAAUAUUUUUUACAAGAGGCAUUUCCUAAUGUGAAAUUGAUAGAUUCAGUACAGUUGAGUCUGCUGUAGUUUAUGCUCCAGUCUGCUUUUACAGAGAAGCAUUUUUAUUAAAUAGAAGUAAUGUAAAAUUCAUUCUGUUAGCUAUUUUAAAAAUGGCCUCCAGCCCUAAUCCUAUUACUAAUUAUACAAAUUCAGAUUAUUUGAUUUGUACCCACUACAACACUUCUAAAGUGUGGAAUGCCUCUCUAUGUGUUAGACAAUCGAGGCACUGUAUUUUUGCCUAAUAGGUGACCAUCAUGGUACCUCUGAGAGCACACACAAAUGGCCUUUGAUCUUACUCUGCUGCAGAUUCACACACUAGGUGCUAUCAUACGAUUUGGGCAAUAGGAUGAACUAAAGGAUAACAAGAUAUCACAGGAUACUGUUUUCUGAUACCAUUCACAAUCUUGUUUUCAUUGGCGCAAAAUCAUAUUUUAUUUAAUUGAAAGUAGCAGGAAAAUAUGUAGUCUCACUGUUUAAAAUGUUUUAUCAUUACCGGUAUAGAUUUAUUAACAUGUCAUGAAAAUGGUCCUUGAUUAGACCACUCAGAUUGAAUGCAUGAAAGUGUUUUUUAAUGUAUUCCAUAAAUGCAGUGUAAGAUACAUAUAGAAGAAUAAUGAGUCAUCUAUGACCCUAAGUACACUAUACAGUAGGCCUUUCUGUCAUAGUGUUGCAGCCUGUCAUGGAUCUGCAAGAAUCAGCGUCAGGUACCUAAUAGGCUGUAGGACAUAGCCACUGACCCAUUUUAAUUCUGGUUAAAAUUCGGAAUAAGCUAGACAAAUCCACUAUUAUGCAUUGUCACAGCCUAAGUGAAAAGUUUACUAUGGUGAAAUCAUGAACCUUUCAUUAUUUCAUCAUUAUGUUUUCAAUGAGUUAACAAAUGCAAAUAUGGUGGCUGCCUCCUCAUCGUGUAACCUAGAAACAAAGGCCAUAUUCACCACUCUGGAGAGGUUUAGUGAAAUAGUAGCAUGUACUGCAGCUUAUGCAGUAAAAUUGUCUUUGCAAAUUGGACAGGGAUAGUUCAUAGUGGGAGGCAGUUUGUUUCAUUUUGCCUGUCUCUGAAGAAUGGCAACUAGGAUUUCCUUUUAUAGGGAGAAGGUGCUUAGAACAUGGUUAAGUACUGAGUGUGUCAUAUUUUUGGACCUGAAAGACUCCCAUCAUAUCAAAUAUAUGAUAUAUAAACACUUAACAGACUUACCAGAGUGCCUCCAUUGUGAGAUGUUCUGGGUUAUAAAAGCUGCCCUUAAAAACAUUAAGUAUGCUACUAUUCUCUCAGUGAGAAACUCACAUGCACACACCCCUUGAUGCAGUACACAGCCAUGCCAAACAUUACUUUGAUUGGAGAUUACAGUGGAUUUUACACAGAAAUUAAAAUAACCAGACACCCACAUGUGAGCGUGAAAGAUCUGAACAGGGCCUGUCAGGUAAUUGGCACAGAUGUUAACUUCUGUACAAACAAGAGACUUAUAUUCAAAGGGAUCAUAUUUCUGCAGGUAACCUUCUGUGAGUGACUGAAUGUGACUGUUGCAUUAGUUUUAAAUGAGUUAAUAAAUGCAAGUGGGACUUACUGUAUGCUAGAAGGGAGUUUUGCAACCAAGACUGCCUUGUAUAAAUGUGUUUGCACUGAAAAAAAAUUAAAAUUACUUGGUCUCUGGUUGCUGUAAAGGUCAUCCAAGCUGGAUGUUCUGUUUAUAUUGUAUAGUAUUUCAUAUGAAAUAAUUACAGUUCAUGAAAUGUCUUCCCUUAACGUUACUGAUUUAUAACAGCACAUUUGUGACAUGGUUUUUAUUGUGUCAGUGUACCAUACUGUAAAUGAUGAUAACUUGUCAUGCUUAGUAUAAUAACUUAAAAGGAAAAAAAGGACAGGGAUUUUUGUAAGUCUAUAUUUGAAAGUCCCUCCAUAUGGUAAUAUUGUGUUCAUGUUGUUUAUGUAGUGUUCUGUGAAAUAUCCAUUUUGGAUUGUGUUACUUUUUAAAAUAUUAAAUAACAUUUGGUUAUA
Molecule: messenger RNA, 10005 nt
Organism: Sceloporus undulatus (fence lizard)
Lineage: Eukaryota; Metazoa; Chordata; Lepidosauria; Squamata; Phrynosomatidae
Gene: STOX2
Product: storkhead box 2
Exons: 5
Coding region: 375-3161 (928 amino acids)
Biological process (GO): positive regulation of transcription by RNA polymerase II
Cellular component (GO): cytoplasm; nucleus
Molecular function (GO): RNA polymerase II transcription regulatory region sequence-specific DNA binding; DNA-binding transcription activator activity, RNA polymerase II-specific
Source: RefSeq, a predicted model, not a curated record